Corythoichthys intestinalis (scribbled pipefish) is the source of this 3206-nucleotide messenger RNA. It is a transcript of the gene lurap1, whose product is annotated as leucine rich adaptor protein 1. Gene Ontology annotation, biological process: positive regulation of cytokine production; positive regulation of canonical NF-kappaB signal transduction. Bases 263 to 1399 code for a protein of 378 amino acids. The transcript is spliced from 2 exons. The record is from RefSeq and is a predicted model, not a curated record. NCBI's taxonomy places the organism in Eukaryota, Metazoa, Chordata, Actinopteri, Syngnathiformes, Syngnathidae.
AUGGCAGUUUUGUUGGCUAUGACAGGCUGAGUUCGAGUUGCCAGCUUCUCUGCGGUGAGGCGGCUGUCAUCAUGCAGGUGGAAUGUGCGCAGUUUAGACACUGGUAGGGGUCUUCCAGCCGGGAGCGCUCAGACGGAGCCUUUGACCACACUCUUAAAUGUCGUUCCGUUAAAUUUAGCUUUGAUAAGCACUCGUUGUUGUGUUGGAUGCUGACAGUUUGUUUUUCUAGGCUGGCGCAGUCUCUCAGCUGUGCUCGCAUGUGAUGCCACGGAGUACUGCGGGGAGUGACAUUUUCCCUGAAAACAACAGCGCAACUGCAGGAAAUCGGUGUCUUUUUAACCAGUGCUCCAUGACCAUGAUGGAUGAAGGAACUGUUUGUGAGAACACUCCGGAUCUGAAAGACAUAGAGGCGAAAAUCGGCCGGAAGACACCCGAGGGUUUGCUCAGGUGGAUGCGGGAAGAGGCAUCCUCUCUCCGGGGAGAGGACAAACUGGCCCCCGCCGUGCAGGAAACCGCAAAGGAGACGGGAAAAAAGAGCCUGGAUGAUAAGAUCAGAAAACUGAAGACUGAAAUGGCAUAUUUGCGCUCAGCGGACAUUAAGAUCCUACAGCAGCUGUUGGCGGUCCAUGAGGGCAUCGAGGCAGUCAAAUGGUUGCUGGAGGAGCGCAGCACACUGACAAGCCGUUGCAGCAGUCUGACCAGCAGCCAGUACAGCCUGGGCGAGGGCCCUGACACGUCCUGGAGAGGAUCCUGGAGUAGCCUGCAUGAUCCCAACGACAAGCUGGACAACAUUUCCAUCGGUAGUUACCUGGACACCUUGGCAGACGAUAUGGAUGAAUACUGCCCCUCAAGCUCAGAUUCAGUCAUCUGUUCUUCCACGCCACAGUUCUCAGAGGCUACUUCUGGGGGCCGGACAGCAGAAGUCUCCACAGCCAUGGUCUCUGCAAUGGCAACAGGGGACAAGCCUGGAGCUAAUGCAGGAAUUGGGAGGAAAGGGGUAAUAGGCAAUCGAUCGAGAUCAAAUGAAAAUGGAACUGCAAAAGGGACUGUUGUUAUCGGUGAUGUCAAUGGGAAUGGGAUCAUCGGAAAUGAAAAUGGAAAACCUGAUGGCAAAAAUGAUGCUUUACUUAGUACUAAUGUGGCAGAGGCACCUGUUUCUUUAAACAAUACCCAGACAAUCAAAGGCAAUGGGAACCUUGAAAAGACAACCGCACAAACAAUCAGCCACACUCAAACGAGCGUCAGCGAUAAACUGUCAAUGAAACCGAGUCCCAAACGUAAACCAUACAAAAACGGAAACGUUGACUUGGAUACUUGCAAACUAAAUGGCAAAAUGCAUCUGGAGUAUGAUGCUCACUGGCGGUGGGUGCAGUCACAAGAAGAUGUGACAUUUUUGUGAAACGACUACCAGCAUUCAUUCUGAUGAUUUCUAGUAUUGGCUAUUCCUUACUUCUGUUUCCAUACAAUAAUGACUAUAAAGAACACAAUAAAAUUAUUUGUUAUAUUUGCACAACAUUUUGAUGUUUUCCAAAAGAUAUAUUUUACCAUUACAAAUCAAAAAUCAUGUGCAAAGGCUCUUCUGAAGAUUUGUCCCAUCUAGUUUAUAUUUCCUGUCCAAGCACCAUCUAGAAAUCUAAACCAAACUAAAUAUAGACAUGAGUAAUGUGACUAUCUUUAGUCCUGACUAAGACAGCUUCGUAUUUAAUGACACUGUUAGAAACUCAACUUUGGAAUCUCAACAGUCUGAACUAUGUCAAUGUAGUAGAAGACCAAAGUUUAUCCCUCUUGGACUACAUUUGGGUCACCCAAUUAUUUAAAUGUGUAUCCGGUUGUGCAUACAAUGUAACUGAAGAAUUAUAUCAGUUAUAUAUGCUAAUUGCUUGUAACUGAAGAAUUAUAUCAGUUAUAUAUGCUAAUUGCUAAUGUAUUAACAAGUGAAACACAACAAAUACACUAUUAAGUGUUAUGAUCUGUGAGCAUGUUUGUCUCCAUCACAUAUAUAGUUAGCUGACCUAAAAACAGAGGGUUUUACCCUCAUUCUUUGUGCUAUGCACAUGAUGCAAAUUUGUUUGUGUGGAGCUAAAACAAUCAAUACUUAACCUUAUGUCUGCCAUAUGUUGAUGUACCUGCCGUGGCUUCUCGUAGCUGCAUUUUGAAUAUGCCUUCUUUUUGAGAUCCAAAUGUUGACCUUGUCAGUGCUUUAUUACAAACAGAUCUGUGCCCGACUGGUGAAACCCCUAAAGAUACUGCAACUGCCUAUCCUGUUCUUUCCCUCUUGAGAUGGAUGCACUGUUAUGAUAUGAGGAUAUCAAUGUAUUUUUGCCUGCUUCUGCCUUUCUGCUUGUGUGUAUAAAUGACUCUACCAUCAGUCUGUGUGCUCUCAUCUAAAUUUUAACAUCGAGUGGGUGUCACGGCAGGGUAAUGGACACAACUCAAAAAUGAUUUAAUUGUAGUGAAGCAGUGAUGUUUUUGUCAACGAUAAGAUAACGAAAAUAUUUCGUCGACAACCAAUUUUUUCAUGACAAAGACAAGCUAAAAAUGUGUCAGGGGAGGCUAAAACAAUGAGACUAAUGCCAGUUUUUGUCUGACGAGAUGAGAACAAGAUGAAAAUGCGUCAUAGUUCCGUCAUAAGUUCACAAUGUGUAACAUCUUCAUAUCAUUUGUGUAGUUAGCACGCAUCGUAGCAGUGUUUGGUUGUGUCACUCAUGUGACAUGCUGCACCCCAACACAAACAUUCUUACUCUCCGUGUCAUCCAGGAUCCAGACUUGCCUUUUGUGACACAUGUCAGGUGCGUCUUGGUAAGUUUUGUUUUAAUUACAGACCUCUACAUGCUUUGCAAGUGGAAAACCAGCAAAAUCGGCAGUGUAUCAAAUACUUGUUCUCCCCACUGUAUUAAUGGACUAAAACUUUCAAAGUUUAGUGACGGAAAUAUUUUGAGUAACUGUCAAAUAAAACUAGACGAAGACGAACUUAUUUUGAAAUUACUCAAAUAUGAGUAGGACUAAUAAGUAUUUUUGUCCAAGACUAAGACGAAAAUUAAAAGGACUGCAAAAAACAAUGCUGAAGUGAACAAAAACAAAGUACAGUGGUACCUCUACAUACGAUCACUUCGACACACGAUCUUUUCGACAUCCGACGUAAAAUUUGAGCCGCCAUUUGUUUCUACAUCCGACGAGUUGCUCAAAAUACGACGAUUUACGGCAGC